This is a messenger RNA of Temnothorax curvispinosus, 1416 nucleotides long. It is a transcript of the gene Pex12, whose product is annotated as peroxisome assembly protein 12. The coding region runs from base 317 to 1309 and encodes 330 amino acids. Gene Ontology annotation, molecular function: ubiquitin-protein transferase activity; protein binding; zinc ion binding. NCBI's taxonomy places the organism in Eukaryota, Metazoa, Arthropoda, Insecta, Hymenoptera, Formicidae. Gene Ontology annotation, cellular component: peroxisomal importomer complex; peroxisomal membrane. The transcript is spliced from 7 exons. Gene Ontology annotation, biological process: protein monoubiquitination; protein import into peroxisome matrix. The record is from RefSeq and is a predicted model, not a curated record.
CGCAGCCCUAGUGAGCAACAAAGAUGGAGUGACGCUUUCGACUUGUGUCGUUUUUGGAAAGCACGUAUAUAGCUAUUGCGGACUUUAGCCAUUACGAAAGCAUGACAAACAUGAUAAAUAGAAAUUUUAUAUUAACCUCGAGAACAGUUUGCUCUGUACAAAACGGUGAGAUUAUUAACAAAUAAUGUAGGUACCUAAAACGGAACAUGAGCGACGAUUUUCUCAGAAUCUUUUUUACAACCCAAAAUAUAUCAAAUUUUAAUAAAAUUUCAAAGAAAUCGGAGGGGGGGAGCCGUUAUAUUCAAGAUUUAAGACUAUGGCAGAGAAAGGUGCUCAUUUGACUGGAACCACGUACAUCAGGCCUUCUAUCUUUGAAAUUAUUGCACAGGAAUCACUUGCGUCUACUCUUGAGCCAGCUUUUAAAAAGAUUUUUUCGAUUCUUGUCUCUUUUAAUCUUGAAAGAUAUGGGCAUAUUCUUCAAUGGACAGAUGAAGGUUAUUUAAUUUUUAAUGUGCUUCUUCAACGAUAUUACCUAAAGAGAUAUUCUGCGUCAUUUUCUGAAACAUUUUACGGUUUGAAGCGUGUCACAGUAGUUAAUUCUACGUUGAAGGAAAAAUUAACAUAUAAACAACAAAUACUAUCGUUAAUAUUAAUUGUGACAUUUCCGUAUUUAAAGAAUAAGCUUGCGCAACUCAGUACAAGAUAUAAGUUUCAAGAAGCAGACGGUUAUAUAUCAAGAGGGAGAAGACAGAAGUUUUUCCGUAAAUGUGUUGUUAAAGGACAUUCAAUUCUCUUUAUAACAUACGAAACUCUCGUGCUAUAUAAUUACGUACUUUAUAUAUCUGAGAAAUCAAUGUAUCCAUCACCCUUACUGAGGCCACUGUCUGUUACACUGACAUAUGCCGAUCCGCAAUCCACUCUUACUAUCGCCGAAUUAUUGAGAAAGAUAAAAUACAAUUCAUUCACCUUUGGUGAUGGAUGGAAUAUAUUUCAAAGAAUCGUUACUGGAUCUCUUGAAUUGGGAGCUUUCUUCUUACAAUUUCUUUCUUGGUGGAGCCAAGAAAAUUAUGAUAUGGAUAUUAUGAGUCUUCCAGCUCCACCACCACCAAAAGUGCCAAACGUAGCGCAGCAAUAUAAAGGAAUUUGUCCGCUCUGCUGUAAACCUCAUCGUAUACAUACCGUGCUUAUGGUAUCUGGUUACGUGUUCUGCUAUCAAUGUAUUUUAUCGGAAAUACGGAUGAACAAGAGAUGUCCAGUAACCCAUUAUCCUGCUAAAGAAGAUGAUCUAAUACGCCUAUAUAUAGAAUGAUAUGUUGUGCACCUGUAAUUUGUAAUAUUUAUAAUUUUUAAUAUAUGUAUAUAGAAUAAUGUAUUAAAUAUAGAGAUAAAGAAUUCAGAAAAUUAGUGUCGAGAGAA